AUGAAUAGCGGCAGUAGCGGAAGCGGCGGUACAGGCGGUACAGGUAAAGUUCGUACCGAGCAACACGAAUUGGUCAACUUAGCUUCGAUGUAUCUGCCGUCACAUUCGACGAUGAAUGCCGAUGCAGAGGAAAGUACGGUAUAUUUAAGACAUCGUAAAACCUUUGAACUUGUACGAUGGUGUAACUUUUUGUCGACCAGAGGCAAAGCUGAACGAAUUGAUAUUGUUGCACGUGGCCAACUUUGA
Molecule: messenger RNA, 246 nt
Organism: Enterobius vermicularis (human pinworm)
Lineage: Eukaryota; Metazoa; Nematoda; Chromadorea; Rhabditida; Oxyuridae
Source: the annotation of a GenBank genome assembly